Messenger RNA from Dothidotthia symphoricarpi CBS 119687, 1359 nucleotides. RefSeq lists its product as uncharacterized. The coding region runs from base 1 to 1359 and encodes 452 amino acids. The record is from RefSeq and is a predicted model, not a curated record. Lineage: Eukaryota; Fungi; Ascomycota; Dothideomycetes; Pleosporales; Dothidotthiaceae. The transcript has a single exon.
AUGGGCAUCCCGCGCAUCCCCCUGUUCCGCAUCUGGUACUCGUCAACGUAUACAAUCCUCGUCAUCAUCCUACUGCUCCUCCUCGCCAUAUCACCCGCCGACACCAUCUACCAGUCGAUCAAGACGCGUGAACUCCAGAAGAUGUUCGUUGUUGGCGGCGCAUAUCUGCUGACGGGGCUGAUCAUUCUGCUGGUCUACUCGACUCGCAUCUACACAAACCGCACGGUGCUUGGUGCGAUUCCAAAGGCAUAUGUUCCUGUUGAGGAUGGGGAGGUGGGGAGGCUGGUCAGGAAGAUGAUUGUGGGGCAGUUGCGGAGGAGCGCCAUCGUAGCGUGGGAUUCGCGACCGAGGGAUAUCAGGGAGGACACAGAAGAAGGAUGGAGCAGGCCAGCGACGGCAGAGAAGGACAGGCACAGGAAGAAGACCAGUCUCGACGCGACGCUCCUCACCGUGUCCGCCGCCUCGCCGCCUUGGGGCCACGUCUCCCACCCAGGCUGGGCAUCCCCGUGCUCCCCUGACCUGCCCAAUCUCCAGUACUGGAGUGUCAUCUGCGAGCUCCCCAACCUCAUCGAAGCAAAAGCCGUCUCCCUCGCGCCGCCCGACCCCACCCUCGAAGACACAUCCCACCUCUACCCCGGAGACACGCCCCUCCUGCCAGACGCGCAGAUCGUAACGCUCCUCCAACGCCCACGCACAAUGGGCCUCCGCUCCUACCUCGCGCGCCUCGCCAGCUUCGGGCUCCUAAACCCACCAACCCUAGGCCCCACCUUCCUCGCCCAAUACGAAUACGCGCGCUUCUCGACCGACCCUCUCACCGAACCGCAAUUCCGCGCCACCAUGUCCGUAUUCGCCGAGAUCCUCAACGGCAUGACCAUGCUCGACCCGCUCGUCAUCGAAGAAGCGCGCGCCCGCGACGACUUCCCCCUCGACGCCGACGACCGCAGUCUCGCGCCCACGGAAUCAACAACGAGCAGCAGUAGCAGUAGCACAAGCAGCGCACACAUGCCCUACCGCACGCCGCAGCUCUCGCGCCAACGCACACACAGCCUCACAGACACAAUGCACACCCCGCACACAGCCCGCGGCACCAGCAUCCGCAACCGCAGCUCCGGCAUCUACGCCACGCCGCGCACCUCGUCGGGGGACUCCACCUCGUUGUCGGAUUCCAGCAGCGCUGAUGACGCGGGUAGUGUUGUCGUGCGGUCGCAGCGCCCCAGGCCCGCGAGUGUGGUCAGACCGGGGUCUAGCACUGAGUCGCUGGGAAGCGUUAUUCGCCUGCAUCCUAAUCCUAGCCUCGGGGAGUUGCCGUAUAUGUAUCAGUUUCAGGGGCGGGCUGGGUAUUCGGGGGAGGCGGGGUGA